AUGGCCACAAGAGGGAACGAUUUCUUCAUUGCUGAGGGAAUAGCUCCCCCAGAAAGGAUCCUGUUUCCACCGGAGAAGAUUUACAUGGUCUGGCAGCAGCAGCAGAGUGCUGGAGCGGGGCUGUUCAAUAUGGGCAACACGUGCUUCCUCAACGCUGUCCUGCAGUGUUUGACCUACACCCCGCCACUGGCCAACUACCUGCUGUCCCGAGAGCACAGCAAGGCCUGUCAGCAGCAAGGUUUCUGCAUGAUGUGCACCAUGGAAGCACACGUUAACAAGGUCUUGCGUUCCCCUGUCAGACAAACUUCUUCUUUCUUAGGCAUAGGAGAACAUUUUCAGCUGGGUAUGCAGGAAGAUGCCCAUGACUUCUUGUGCUGUACAGUCAAUGCCAUGCAGAGAGCUUGUCUGAGCGCAAGCAGCGACUUGGACCUCUCUUCUGAAUCCACUACCAUCAUCCAUCAAAUAUUUGGGGGCUUUCUGAGAUCCAGAGUCACCUGCUUCAGCUGCAAAGCCGUUUCUGACUCCUACGAGGCCUUCCUGGAUGUUCCUUUGGAUAUCAAUGCAGCCUCGUCCCUCACUGCAGCUCUGGAAGAGUUUGUGACACCUGAGCAGCUGGAUGGUGAAAACUGCUUUAAAUGCAACAAGUGUAAGGAGAAGGUUGCUGCCUCCAAGAGGUUCACAAUCCACUGUGCACCCAAGGUUCUGACGGUGUGUCUGAAACGGUUUGACUGUUUGACCGGCGGGAAGAUGAACAAGGCUGUGGAGUACCCCGAGUACCUGGAUCUCCGCCCGUACAUGUCCGAGGCCGAUGGAGAGCCCCUCUAUUACUCCCUGUAUGCUGUCCUGGUGCACAGUGGCUACAGCUGCCAUGAAGGACACUAUUUCUGCUACACCAAGGCCAGCAACGGGCUGUGGUACCAGAUGGAUGAUGAGUCUGUGGAGCUUCGUAGCAUUGACACAGCUCUCGGGCAGCAAGCCUACCUGCUGUUUUAUGCCAGGUGA
Messenger RNA from Poecile atricapillus (Black-capped chickadee), 1002 nucleotides. Its product is annotated as ubiquitin carboxyl-terminal hydrolase 42-like. NCBI's taxonomy places the organism in Eukaryota, Metazoa, Chordata, Aves, Passeriformes, Paridae. Gene Ontology annotation, cellular component: cytosol; nucleus. Gene Ontology annotation, biological process: protein deubiquitination; regulation of apoptotic process. The transcript has 10 exons. The coding region runs from base 1 to 1002 and encodes 333 amino acids. The record is from RefSeq and is a predicted model, not a curated record. Gene Ontology annotation, molecular function: cysteine-type endopeptidase activity; cysteine-type deubiquitinase activity.